CUCGCUUCUGAGAGAGGAGCAUGGCGGUCCCAAGACCAGAACGGCCGCUCCAAUCAACUCCAAUCGUCAGAACAGGAUUACAAUCCCACCACCACUUCUUUUCCCCCGCCGCCACCCGGUGCGAGCGAACAAUAACUUCCCUUUUCAAUCUGACAGCUCCCCCUUCUUUUUUCUUUUCUGGUUUUGUUUGCUUGUUUCCGUUCGCGCGCAGACAGGGUUAUCCCAUCAAUUUCUCCCGUCGCGAAACCUUUCAACAAACCACACGAGUAAUUACAGCGAGCCAAUUCUCCGCCGCCGCCAUGUCCUCGCCAGCCAAGAACGAGAGCAACAGCCCCGCUCCGGCCGAAGAGAAGCCGGCCGAGACGAAGCCGGCCGAGACGAAGCAGGCCGAAGAGAAGCCGGCCGAAGAGAAGCCGGCAGAGACGAAGAAGGCCGAAUCAACGCCUGCCGCCGCCGCAUCACCGGCCGCCGCAUCACCGGCCGAGGCAUCCUCGAGCGCCCAAGCGCAGACGUCGGCCGAGUCCGGCGCUCAGGGCGGCAUUCUCCCCGGCCAGCACUGGACACAGCAGCCGAUCAAUGACGCCGACUCGAGCUACGACAGCGAUAUUGCCAGCUCGACCAACUCGCUCACCUCGAGCAUUCUAGCCUACCGUACCAUCAGCGGGAGGACCUUCCACAGCGAUAGGACGCCGGCCGAAUACUGGGGCCCGAACGAUGAGAAGCAGACCGAGUGCAUGGAUAUCCAGCACCAUGCGUUCACCCUCCUCCUGGACGGCGCCCUCUACAGGGCGCCGCUGGAAGUAGACAAGAUCCAGAAGGUUCUGGAUGUCGGGACAGGAACGGGAAUUUGGGCGAUCGACUUCGCCGACGAGCACCCCAACGUCGAGGUGAUCGGCACCGACAUCUCGCCGAUCCAGCCCGGCUGGGUGCCGCCCAACGUCUUCUUCGAGAUGGAGGAUGCGACGCAGGCGUGGACCUUCGCCGAGAACUCGUUCGACUUUGUCCACAUGCGCUACCUCUACGGCUCCAUCGUCGACUGGAACCAGCUCUUCCGCGAGGCCUACCGCGUCCUCAAGCCGGGCGGCUACAUCGAGACCUUCGAGGCCGACUCCGCCAUCUACUCCGACGACGGCACCAUCAAGGAGGGCUCCCCCAUGGACCAGUGGGGUAAGGUCUUUGAAGAGGGUGGCAGGAAGUUUGGCAGGACCUUCAUGCCCGUGAGCGAGAAUGUCCAGCGCACCGGCCUCGAGGCAGCCGGGUUUGUCAACCUGGUGCAAGAGGACUUCAAGGUCCCCCUCACCGCCUGGCCUGCCGACAAGAAGCUAGCAGAGAUCGGCGCUUACUGCCACCUCUCAAUAGAGCAGGAUGUGGAAGGCCUGAUUCUGUACACGUUCCAGCAUAUCAUGGGCUGGUCCUCAGUCGAGGUCCAUGCCUACGUCGCCCACCUUCGCAGGCAGAUGCGCGACAAGACCGUGCACCCCAUCGGGAAACUGCGGCUGAUCUACGCCCAGAAGCCCCUCUGAUGGCCUUGAGUUGCUGUCGCUGCCGUCGUGCGGAGCGCGGGACGACGUCGUGUCAUCGGGCCAACACGACCAAGAGAAGGAGGGGGAGGGAUACAUGCUACCCUGGAUCAUCACGAGGGAAAGCUCCGAUCAGGAUUUCGUUAAAAAUGUUUCCUAUCCAGCUACCUUGCCUGCGGCUCCCACGUCACCCCACCCCCCCCCCUUGCCUUGGAACCUUGGAGGUACUUGGGGCUGGAAGAUCAGGCAACAUGCUGCAUCGGCAAAGUUGGGAGGCAUAUAUAGGAAGGCGAAAGCCGGAACAAGUCGAUAUGUGUUUGGGUAGACGCCUUCACCGAUGCGCAUGCGUCCUAUUUCAUGCCUUGGGGUUCAUUCAUAGUUCAUGGUUCUUUUUUUUCCUUUUUUUUUUUCCCCUCUCGAGCUUCUGGUGAGUGGGACAUUAGCCAUGUCGUGUGGACGAUACCCAUGCAACGAUACCCAUGCACCCUUG
This is a messenger RNA of Thermothelomyces thermophilus ATCC 42464, 2010 nucleotides long. RefSeq lists its product as uncharacterized. The record is from RefSeq and is a predicted model, not a curated record. NCBI's taxonomy places the organism in Eukaryota, Fungi, Ascomycota, Sordariomycetes, Sordariales, Chaetomiaceae. Gene Ontology annotation, molecular function: methyltransferase activity. The coding region runs from base 300 to 1523 and encodes 407 amino acids. The transcript is spliced from 8 exons.